This is a messenger RNA of Octodon degus (degu), 3454 nucleotides long. It is a transcript of the gene Mybph, whose product is annotated as myosin binding protein H. The coding region runs from base 82 to 1560 and encodes 492 amino acids. The transcript has 11 exons. The record is from RefSeq and is a predicted model, not a curated record. Gene Ontology annotation, molecular function: protein binding. NCBI's taxonomy places the organism in Eukaryota, Metazoa, Chordata, Mammalia, Rodentia, Octodontidae.
GGUGUCCUAGCCAUCCAGGAGGCCCACACCAUCCUCUGCCAACCCCUGAGCACUCCACCUAGAUCAGCAGCCAGCCCAGCAAUGGCAGGAAAAGCCACCUCUGAGGCUCCUGCCUCUGGCACAGAGGAGACAGCGUCUGAGUCAGCCACGGAGUCUGCCACGGUGCCUGCCACAGGGCUUUCUGGAGAAGUGGCGGCAUCAGAGUCCACCGGGAAAGAGCAGGCUGGGGAGCCCCGGGAGCCUGUCUCUCAGGCACCUUCCCCCACAGCUCUUCCAGGCCCUGCAGCUCCUGUAUCUUCUGUAGCCACUAAGCCUGCACCUCCAAGUGAAGAUGUCCCCAGCUCCCCGCUGAUGCUGACCAUCGUGGAUGUGAGCCACAACUCUGUGACUGUGAGCUGGGAGCCCCCUGAGAAGCUGGGGAGGCUGGGGCUGCAGGGAUACGUGCUGGAGCUCUGCCGAGAGGGAGCCUCAGAGUGGGUGCCUGUGAAUCCCCGGCCCAUGAUGGUGACCCAGCAGACAGUACGGAACCUGGCGCUGGGAGAGAAGUUCCUCCUACGAGUGGCUGCAGUGAGCUCCGCUGGGGCUGGGCCACCGGCUGUGCUGGACCAACCUGUCCAUAUCCAAGAGAUCAUUGAGGCCCCCAAGAUCCGUGUUCCUCGGCACCUUCGUCAGACCUACAUCCGCCUGGUAGGAGAGUCCAUCAACCUGCAGAUCCCCUUCCAGGGGAAGCCAAAGCCUCAAGCCUCAUGGACCCACAAUGGCCAGGCCCUGGACAGCCAGCGAGUGAGUGUGCGCAGCGGGGACCAGGACUCCAUCCUCUUCAUCCGCUCAGCCCAGCGCUCCGACUCAGGCUGCUAUGAGCUCACUGUGCGGCUGGAAGGCCUGGAGGCCAAGGCCACCAUUGAUAUCCUGGUGAUUGAGAAGCCAGGACCCCCCAAGAGCAUCCGGGUUCUGGAUGUCUGGGGUUGCAAUGCUGCCCUUGAGUGGACCCCACCCCAGGACACAGGCAACACAGAGCUCCUGGGCUACACAGUGCAGAAGGCAGACAAAAAGACAGGGCAAUGGUUCACAGUGCUGGAGCGCUACCACCCGACCACCUGCACCAUCUCCGACCUCAUCAUCGGCAACUCGUACUCCUUCCGGGUCUUCUCAGAAAACCUGUGCGGCCUCAGCGACACAGCCACCAGCACCAAGGAGACUGCACACAUCCAGAAGGCAGAUAUCACUGUCAAACCUAAGGGGUUUAUUAAGCGAGACUUCUCAGAAGCACCCUCAUUCACCCAGCCCCUGGCUGACCACACCUCCACCCCUGGCUACAGCACCCAGCUGUUCUGUAGUGUCCGAGCAUCACCCAAGCCCAAGAUCAUCUGGAUGAAAAACAACAUGGACAUCAAAGGUGACCCCAAGUACCGUGCUCUUUCUGAGCAAGGGGUCUGCACCCUGGAGAUCCGGAAACCCAGUCCCUUUGACUCUGGGGUCUACACCUGCAAGGCCAUAAAUGUGCUGGGGGAGGCGUCUGUGGAUUGCCGGCUGGAGGUCAAAGCCUCAGCCACACACUGAAGAGUGACGGGAAGAGGCUGGGAUGAAGAGACAAGGAGAAUGCACAAAGCUCCACGCUGACAGAGCCCCAAUUCUGCAUGCGCACCACGGCUUCCCAGUACCUACGAAGACUGCUCAAUAACUGUUUGCUGGAUGAAUGAAUAACUACAUGUAGAAAUGGAUUAACAAAUCUAUACAGCCAUUUAUUCAGAAAUGAUUGACUGAGGAUCUACCACGUGAUCCGGCUCAGGGAGCCAGAGAUAGAGACGAAGUGGCAGGUGCUCAAUUAGAGAUGGUCAGUGAGGAAGGCCUGGCCCCAGCCCUGGAGGUCAUCACAGUGUGGGUGAGGACAACAUUCACUGGUUUGUGCCCCCACUGCACUGGCAGCUGCAGGGGCCCACUGCUGAAUCAGACAGCUACAGUUCCCUGGGUCCGUCCUGACAUUAAGUCUGCAGUGGUAGAUGAACAAGUGGUGCCGGGCCACCGGGUAGCUACCAUCGUGUGCACCAAAGCAGCUCUGAGCCCAGCAUUGGCCCUACGCAUGGGGAGGCCAGCAGAGGCUCCCCUGGCCACAUCUGGGCUCUGCAGUCUUCUCACACGCAGUCCAGAGAAGCAGGAUCUCCACGCCCUGCUGAAUCCCAGCAGGAAUGUAAGAGUGACGAGCUCCUCAGGGGUCCUUUGCUUCAUGAACUGCCCCCAUUCGCGAAUGAGAUCACUUCCUGUGCACAGAGCAGUGGCCCUUCCCUGCCUAUAAGAUAGCCCUAAAGCAUUCUGCUUGGUGGACCCAAAAGGCCACUCGGCAGAAAGGGAGAGGUAUUACUGUUGCUGCAAGGACAAUAUUGGAGCAUGCUGGUCCCGGAGGUGUUUGUUCUUGGCUUUCCUUCCCAGCUCUGCCCUGCGCUGUGACAUCAGGAGGUGACCCCUGUUGGCUGCAUUUCCUAAGCCCUGUGUCAAGUGGGUUAUGGGAAAAUGUAAGUGCUGAAGGAAUGGUGGAACAAGGGAGAAAGGCACCCCUCUCUCUGUCCCAGCCCAUCUCAGGCUAUGAUUAUAUCUCUUUCUUGGCUGGACCUGCCUCCAGAUACACCCACCAUGGGUCCAGUCGCCACCAGCCAACCUCAUCCCAGGCUGCAGAGACACUGUCUCAUCCCCUGGCUCUCAGGCCUGGUGCUGCAGAACCACCUCUUCGCUAGUCUUGCUACUCUCACUGCCCCUGUUGGCAUCUCAGCGCUCCAGGCCCAUGUGCCCAGUCUCUGGCAGUGAAGGCCCUCCGUUAUGAAUCUCUGUGCCCUGGGUUUGACCUCAGCAGUUCAGGGUGAGCAGGAAGAACUGAGCCCACACAUCCCUCCAGCGGAGGGAGCAAGCUGGGAGCCAGCGGCCAGUCUCAGAUGCACAGUGAAUCAGGAGAGACAGAGACUAAAUGAUGGCUGUGGGAAAGGGUACUGUGGUCUGUAUGAGAGCAGGGGUGAGACAGGGAGGGUUCUUGGGCCUGGCUGUCACUCUUUCUGUCACGUCCCCUCACCUAGGCCCUGGGCGCAAAGACAGGGCUGAGACCCAGCGUCUAUCUGCAGUGCUGCAGUCUGGAUGCCAGAGACCACCUCCUCCAUCUUUUGGCCUGUGCUUGGUGGGGAGGGAGCAGUAGUUCAUAGCUCUGGUCCCCUCCUUCUUGCCGCCCUUCUUAUCAAGCAUCUCAGCCACUUGUGACUGGAAACAUGAAUCUCAAGACAAGGGAAGUGAGCCUUUCAGACUAUUAAACUACUUCCUGCAGAGAAAUUCUUCCUCCCAAAGGAGAACAGGAAGCCAGAUACAAUCAAAGACUCUCCACUUCAGGGGCCAAAUGUUUAAUAGUAACAUUGCCCGAGGGAGUCUGGUUCCCGCCCUGGGGAGAGGCCAGGAAGUCUAGGGCCUCAGAGCCCUG